CUUCCAUCUUUAUCUAUCAGCUUAACUCAGCCUUACUUUCCACAGUUUGAUAUACACAUACUAGAGCUAACUAGUUUCUGGCUCAAAUGAGUGGGCGUGUUACUCACGAGAUGGAGAUCGGGAGCGGCCCUUCAUCGCGACGCCAUCCACAACCUUCUUCUCAUAUUCACAAGGUGGAAAGGCCUCCUCAGCAAAACCUUCUCACUGAAUUUCAAACUGUUAUCAAGGAAACUUUCUUCCACGAGGAACCCUUAAAAGCUUUUCGGGGCCAAAAAAGUCAUACAAGGUUUUUUCUUGUACUCCAAGCUAUUUUCCCGAUUCUUGAAUGGGCAAGAAGCUACAAUCUGGAAAAGUUCAGAGGUGACCUGAUUGCUGGACUCACCAUAGCUAGCCUGUGUGUCCCUCAGGAUAUUGCAUAUGCAAAGCUUGCAAAUCUUGAUCCCCAAUAUGGGUUAUACUCUAGCUUUGUUCCACCUCUUAUUUAUGCCUUCAUGGGUAGCUCCAGAGAUAUUGCCAUAGGACCAGUGGCCGUGGUGUCUCUUUUGAUUGGAACUAUGGCGCAGAAUGAGAUUGAUCCACAGAAAAAUGCUCUUGCUUAUAGGCGUCUUGUAUUCACUGCUACCUUUUUUGCUGGAGUCACUCAAUUCGCACUUGGAUUUUUCAGAUUGGGUUUCUUAAUUGACUUUCUGUCUCAUGCUGCCAUUGUUGGAUUCAUGGCUGGGGCUGCCAUUACCAUAGGCCUUCAACAGCUCAAAGGUCUUCUUGGUAUAACAAACUUCACAAAGAAGACUGACAUUAUUUCAGUGAUGCAUUCAGUUUUUGGAUCAGUACAUCAUGGGUGGAACUGGCAGACCAUAGUAAUUGGGUUGUCAUUCUUGGCCUUCCUUUUGCUCACCAAGUACAUCGCCAAAAAAUACCCCAAAUUAUUUUGGGUAUCUGCUAUUGCUCCAUUGACCUCCGUCAUAGUAGCCACAUUUUGUGUAUAUAUUACUCAUGCUGAUAAGGAAGGUGUAGCAAUUGUGAAAUAUAUAAAAAAGGGCAUAAACCCAUCAUCUGCUCAUGAAAUCUAUUGGACUGGAGAUUUACUUCUAAAAGGUUUUAAGAUCGGUGUGGUUGCUGGUUUAAUAGCAUUGACGGAAGCUAUAGCGAUUGCUAGAACAUUUGCUGCUGUGAAGGACUACAAUGUGGAUGGGAACAAAGAAAUGGUGGCAAUGGGAACUAUGAACAUUGUUGGCUCCAUGACAUCUUGUUAUGUAGCUACAGGAUCAUUCUCUCGCUCUGCAGUAAAUUUCAUGGCUGGCUGCAACACAGCAGUUGCCAACAUUGUGAUGUCUUGUGUUGUUCUUCUAACAUUGGAACUCAUCACACCAUUGUUUAAGUACACCCCAAAUGCUGUACUUGCUUCUAUCAUCAUUGCAGCGGUGUUUCCCCUAGUUGACAUUCCAGCUGCGAUACUACUAUGGAAGAUUGAUAAAUUCGAUUUUCUUGCUUGUAUGGGAGCCUUCUUUGGUGUGGUCUUUAAAAGUGUGGAGAUAGGCCUUUUAAUUGCGGUGGCUAUAUCCUUUGCCAAAAUCCUCCUACAGGUUACAAGGCCACGAACUGCUGUACUUGGGAAUCUCCCAGGGACUCAUGUUUACAGGAAUGUGGAACAAUAUUCUACUGCAAAAACUGUUUCUGGAAUUCUGAUUAUUCGAGUUGAUUCUGCUAUCUACUUUUCAAACUCCAACUAUAUUAAGGAGAGGAUUUUGAGAUGGCUAAGCAAUGAAGAAGAAGUUUUGAAGAUAAACAGUGGACCCAGAAUCAAAUAUCUCGUCGUUGAAAUGUCACCUGUUACUGAUAUUGACACCAGUGGCAUCCAUUCCUUCGAAGAGUUACAUAAGACACUUCAGAAUAGAGAUGUUAAGCUUGUUUUAGCAAACCCUGGGGCAAUCGUGACCGAAAAGCUGCAUGCAUCCGAGUUUACAAAAAAGAUCGGUGAAGACAUGAUCUUUCUCACAGUUGCAGAUGCUAUUGAAAUGCUGUCGCCGAGAAUUAAAGAACUGCCAUAAUAUAUAUUACGAGCGAGGGUGUUGUGAAAGAAUGCAAAUAGCUAGUUAAGGUGUGAAGCUGGGGUAGUGUUUAAAUUGUGAAAUAGUGUGGAGUGUUUGACAGUUUUCAUAGCUGUUAGCAAAUUUAUUUUCAGUUCUGGGGAGCCCUAAUCUUUUUAAGUAGAAUGGCCAUAUAACGUUGGUCGUUGGGCAUCUUGUUUCUUUUGUCUUUUGCUUCUUUCUUUUUCAUCCACUCAUUUUCUUUUCAAUGAACUCUGACUCUCUGAGUUUCUUUGUACUUAUUUUGUUAUUCCUUUCCUUUGAAUCAAUUUUUUUUAGGUUUUAUUUCGUAGAGUGGAUAGAAGAUUGAGGGAAAAAGAGGAGAAAUUAAAGUGUAUAAAGUUUAUCAUUAUAAAGGUUUGAGAAAAAGGUG
Molecule: messenger RNA, 2460 nt
Organism: Quercus lobata
Lineage: Eukaryota; Viridiplantae; Streptophyta; Magnoliopsida; Fagales; Fagaceae
Product: sulfate transporter 1.3-like
Exons: 14
Coding region: 87-2048 (653 amino acids)
Biological process (GO): sulfate transmembrane transport
Cellular component (GO): membrane
Molecular function (GO): secondary active sulfate transmembrane transporter activity
Source: RefSeq, a predicted model, not a curated record